AUGGGCUCUCCGCCGGCCUUUGGCGCGCUGGGCGCAAUGUUCACCACGAUGAGGCUUCUGCAGGCAGUUUCGCUCGUCUCCAUCAUUGGCCUCACGAGCAACUUUGUUGCGGAGCUGGUCUCGAGUGAUUUCUCUACCCCUUCUGCCCUGGUUGGCACACUGGUUGUUGCCUGUCUGGCUACGGUAUACAUCCUCAUCAGCUACAUCCUCUACUGGGAUCACAUGCUCCCCCUCCUCGUCGCCACCGCAGCAGACACCCUCUGCUUCAUCGCCUCCAUCAUCGUAGCCUGUGUCCUCGGCAGGCCCGUGAGCUACCUCAACUGCAGCGCGUUCCCCAAAAAGGGCAACACAGGCAACUUCAUCUACUCGCUCUUCGCCAACGUCAAGCACUCUUCAUCCAAUACAUUCGAAUGGGUCGAUCCCAGCAAGACGUCGUGCUAUGAAAUCAAGGCCAUCUGGGGCCUGUCCAUCGCAACCUCCAUCCUCUUCUUCAUGUCCGCCGUCGCCGCAAUCUGCCUGUGGAAGCGCGUCAAGGGAGGGUACGGCUGCCGCGAAGAUGGCUUCUCGGGGGUGCCUCCGACGCCAAAUGUCCUGCACAAGGCCCGCAGCCUUGGGACAAUGGCCAUGUCGAGGACACAGCACCAGGACGGGCGGUCACUGUAUGACGGCGACGAGGACCUCGACAUGAACGUCCCCGUCCCGCUGUUCAACAACGACCGCCAUCCUUACUUCCCCCCGCCUCCCGCGGCAGCGAAAAAGACGAAGCGUAGAGUCAGGCAUCCUGUUGAGGAGAUGCCGCCGCUACCACCACUGCCGGCCGCCUACAUCACUCAAAGGUCGCCGGUUCCACCAGUUCCACCAAUGCCUCCGUCUCCCCCGUCGUCUCAUCUCAAUGUGCCUCUCGCGAGUCCCAUGUCGGCGACGAGCAAAACGAAGCGCAAGACGCUUCUGCAGCACAUAAGCGGCUGGUGGGACUUGGGAUUAAUGGAGAAGAGACAGACGUUGGUAGGAGGGAAAUCUGGAUAGAGUUUUUCUCUGGUUCGACUGCAUAUAAUAAAAUUAAAACUUAAUGUCUGGAAAAGGGGUGGUUUGGUUAUACAGCACACACCCAGCGUGUGGAUCAGAAUCAGCACAUGUUUUGCAUUGGGCAAUUGCCACCUUGGCGGGGAAAAAAGGAAAAUCAAAUGAAAAACCUCUUAAUACAUGUAUUCGGUAGUUGGAAAUUAAGUUCACCGAUAGAUUCUCAUAUAUGGAAUAUACAAACAUGGCACAUGCAAAACCAAGCAGUAACGUGAUUAAAAAAACAAGCCUUGGUGGCCACGCAGCCGUCG
Messenger RNA from Trichoderma harzianum CBS 226.95, 1331 nucleotides. RefSeq lists its product as hypothetical. The coding region runs from base 1 to 1026 and encodes 341 amino acids. Lineage: Eukaryota; Fungi; Ascomycota; Sordariomycetes; Hypocreales; Hypocreaceae. The record is from RefSeq and is a predicted model, not a curated record. The transcript is spliced from 3 exons.